This is a messenger RNA of Scatophagus argus, 2781 nucleotides long. It is a transcript of the gene hnmt, whose product is annotated as histamine N-methyltransferase. Lineage: Eukaryota; Metazoa; Chordata; Actinopteri; Scatophagidae. Gene Ontology annotation, molecular function: N-methyltransferase activity. The transcript has 7 exons. The record is from RefSeq and is a predicted model, not a curated record. Bases 111 to 995 code for a protein of 294 amino acids.
CUUCUACCGCCACCUUUGGCCCGCCUUAAAAACGAAACUGUGGGAGGGUUUAAUUUCAGCACGCAGAUCUCACGGGACAAACUCGCUGCUCACGUACAUGGAACUUGGCCAUGGCGUCUACACUGAAGAGUCUGGCUAAUGAUGAUAACAGGUACCAGAAAUCCUUCAAGCUUUUUCUGGAACGUUCGUCUGAACAUCAGUGUAUGCAGGACUUCAUCCACUCUCAGCUACCAGAUAUACUGGCCAGCAUUGGAAAGGGAAAGUCCCAUCUAAAUGUCAUUGGAGUUGGAAGUGGAGCUGGUGAGAUUGACCUCGAGAUGCUCUCCGAGCUGCGACUGAAGCACCCGGGGGUGACGGUGGAUAACGAGGUGGUGGAGCCCAGUGCCCAGCAGCUACAUAACUACAAAGUUUUGGUGUCGCAGAAACCAGGCUUAGAUUAUGUCAAAUUCAGCUGGAACAAGAUGACUGCCUCUGAGUUUGAGGAGCACUGGAAAGCAAAAAAGAUGACUAAGAAGGCUGACUUCAUUCACUUGAUACAGAUGCUGUAUUAUGUGAAGAAUCCUGGAGCGACCGUCAGCUUCUUCCAGAGUCUCCUCGACAAAGAUGGGAAGCUUCUUAUCAUUCUUGUGUCUGGUGAGAGUGGUUGGGGAAAACUGUGGCAGAUUUUCAGGAACCAGCUCAGUAACACAGAAAUGAGUCAGUGUGUGACCACUGCAGACAUCAAAAGCUACCUGGACUCAAAGGGUGUGAGCUACCAGAGCUAUGAUCUGCCAUCUCAGAUGGAUAUCACCGAGUGUUUCACAGAGGGGGAUGAGAAGGGAGAGCUGCUGCUUGAUUUUCUCACUGAGGUGCUGGACUUCAGCAAGACGGCUUCACCUGAGCUUAAAGCUGGUGUCCUGGAGUUACUCCGGCAUCCAGACUGUAGUGUGGAGUCCAAUGGCAAAGUUAUCUUUAACAACAACCUUGGAGUUAUAGUCAUAGAUCAGCACACUUAAAACAGGCUGUUAAUUGAUUGUGGAAUUUGCAGUAGCUCCAAAACAUAGUUGGUUUUUAAUUUUUGAUAAAUUAAUUUUUUAAAAAGUUGUUUCAAAUUGUAUUGUUUGUAAUUGACAUACAGUAUUAGCAAGCUUUUAGCCCAUGAGGGAAAUGUCUCCCAUCUCCUGCCUAAACUGCAAAAGUCUAUUUUGAUAAUAUUUGUUUUCUGUUCAUACUGAAGCUCUUCAUUUCAGUAUGAUGUAUUAUUUAUUAAUUGUGCAUAAUCUUCUAUCUAAUCUUUGUGUGUUCACCAUGAAAGUGACUUGAUUGUGUUUUGUUUUUCUAAGCACUUUUGACUUCAUUGUUGUGAGCCGUCCAAACAAAAAUGUAGGUAGAGUAAUAUAGUUUUAAUCAGCCUCCAAUCCCAUUGCACUGCACUCAUCGGAUCAUAUUACUUAAAAAUAAAUGGAAAAUUUCACAAGUUUUCCACAGAUAUAUCGAGAUGUUCAUUUUAGGUAAACUAAAAAAAAAUAUAUAUGUGUUUGCUUUUGAAUGUUACACAUUGAACAAAUUACAAACUUGCUUGGAAUUACUGUGAUCUCCUUUCCAUGUCAAUCAUUGUUUGACUUUAAAAUGCACACAUUGUUAAUACAUAACUUCUACAAAUUGACAACCUGCCAUAUUCACAUGGAUACAUGCUAUGUGUUGGUUAGAUAAACACAGAAACAAGGGUUCUCGCUGUUUGUCCAGCCAGAACAAUAAAGACACACAUAUAUAUAUAUAUGUAUGAGGUUUUGGCACCAUCUUGAGGGCAGCAUAAGCAGCUGUAAAAUGCAGGACAGAUUAAAUAAAGGGCAAAUAAAAUAACUAAAGCAGAUCACUGAUCACCUACAUGAAAGUAACUGACACCUGCACACACAGACACACGAGUCUAGAACACUAACGUUAAAAUUACCUGCAAUACUGCCGUGAAAACUACAAGCUAACCACACACACGCACAGAUCAUGGCCAGAGGUAUCUGCAUUAAAGUGCCAUUAACUGUGGGUACAACUGAGCCUGUUUACUGGGUUGUUUUUAUUUUUUAAUGUUGCCUGUGGUCUGCAAAGCAUUCAAAACAAGCUUGAAAUCCAUCAUUUCUCCUCUUUGUAAAAAAUCUGCUUUCACUGCUCUCAUAACCUACAUUCAAAAUCUCUCAGCUUCAACUCAUAAAAUGUGUGCUGUGAAAGACAGUUAGCAUUCAGAUGCUCCAGUGGACAGUAGCAGAAAAGGGUUCAACUCCCACGUGUGAAUCCUUCCAUAUUUGGGAAGAACAUACCAACUUGCCAACUUUCCUGAACAUUGUGAAAUAAAAAAAAGUUCAUGACAUGAUAGACUGCGUGAUGGAUUGCAUGAGCUCAAUGCUGACACAGUGGUUAAUGCAUAACUCAUGACUGAUUCAGUGCUUCAGGCGGGACAUUUUGCACAGGCUAUUGGAGUCGUUAUUUUCCAGAGGGAGUCCCUUUGCUAAAAGUUACUUUCAUUCUUUCUACAAAGCUUUUAGGCCAAAUUGGUUAUUCAAAGUCGAUGAUCAGGAUCAUUCUCAAGACCAUUUGUAAGGGGUUUUUUAUCCAGCAUAUCCUGUUAAAUGCAGUCCAGACGUCCGACAUCUCCGAUCUAAAAGGACAAAACAGAAUUCAUACUGAAAGUGUUUUCACAACCUGGAAACCCAGAUGUUGUUGCUUAUUGUUGUUGCUUUUGUUUACCUGACUUGUAAAACAGUAGUACAUGACUUAUGAACCAUUAAUAAAGCAAUCAUUUACAAUUUA